AAAUACAAAACCAAGUGAAAGGAACAUUAAUUAAAUAGCCACACAUACAGCCGAAUUGUGUUUCAACUCGCUGCUACGGAGCAUUGAGCAUUUGCUGCCGCCGGCUGUAUCGCUCGCCGCCGUUCAAUCCUUCCGAGGAUAGAGCCAACUUUGGCGACCUUGAAAAAUAGGUAGCGCUGGGUGUUAUUUUGAAGGGAAAAGAUAAGCAUUAUGAGAACAACAUUAGUGAGACAGAAGGGUAUCAAGAUUUAUUGGAAAUAUUACAGUAGUCUUUGCCAUCCCAAGGUGAAUGAGACACGUUCUUCAACAAACUUGCGUUCAUUUAGCAGCUCCAACAAAUUCAGCGAUUACUCUGAUGAAUCCGCUGAAUCCAACUAUCCUCCUCCUCCUGAGCCUAUACCAAAUAGGCCCUUACGAGCUGAUUCCAGGAGGCCCUUCAAUCCAUCCCAAAGACAGCAUCCAAGCAACAGAAGCAGCCCCAAUCAUUCUACAACUUUUAGAAGAUCCAGUGAGAACAAUGAAAGUCAAAUGAAAUCCCAGGAUAGUGAAGAUUUUCUGAAAAGAUUUCAGCUUGGAUUUGAUCGUAAAGAGGAAAACCCAAACACAAACCCCAAAGCUGAAAGUAGAGACUGUCCUGUUUCAGAGGCACCUCCAGCUCCACCAGAAGAUGCUGAUGAGAUAUUCAAGAAAAUGAAAGAAACUGGCUUAAUACCUAAUGCUGUAGCAAUGCUUGAUGGGCUCUGCAAGGACGGCUUGGUACAGGAAGCGAUGAAGCUCUUUGGCCUGAUGCGUGAAAAGGGUACAAUACCUGAAGUUGUUAUCUAUACUGCUGUGGUAGAUGGCUUUUGUAAAGCCCAAAAAUUUGAUGAUGCUGUGAGGAUUUUCCGUAAAAUGCAAGGUAAUGGCAUUAUUCCUAAUGCUUUUAGUUAUGGUAUCAUAAUCCGCGGGCUCAGUCAGGGCAAGAGAUUAGAUGAUGCACUUGAGUUUUGCUUGGAAAUGUUAGAAGCUGGACAUUCACCCAACGUGGUAACGUUUGUGACUUUGGUUGAUGGAUUUUGCAAGGAGAAAAGUCUUGAAGAUGCACAAAACAUGAUCAAAACAGUGAGGCAAAAAGGGUUCAUCGUUGACGAUAAGGCUGUUAGGGAAUUUUUGGACAAGAAAGGGCCAUUUUUGCCAGUGGUUUGGGAGGCAAUCCUUGGGAAAAAAGCUUCACAGAGGCAAUCUAUUUUCUAAAAAGUUCUUUUUUUUUCCUCUGAAAUAUUCUAGAGUUUUAUCGACAUAUGGACAAUAUGUAUGAGUAUUAUCAUUUUAUUCAAAUUUUAAUAGCAUUUUAAUGCCUAUUUGGAUUGUUGCA
Messenger RNA from Solanum lycopersicum (tomato), 1354 nucleotides. Its product is annotated as pentatricopeptide repeat-containing protein At4g38150. Lineage: Eukaryota; Viridiplantae; Streptophyta; Magnoliopsida; Solanales; Solanaceae. Gene Ontology annotation, molecular function: protein binding. The record is from RefSeq and is a predicted model, not a curated record.